This is a messenger RNA of Chrysochloris asiatica (Cape golden mole), 2886 nucleotides long. It is a transcript of the gene ARVCF, whose product is annotated as armadillo repeat gene deleted in velocardiofacial syndrome. The coding region runs from base 1 to 2886 and encodes 961 amino acids. The record is from RefSeq and is a predicted model, not a curated record. Gene Ontology annotation, biological process: cell-cell junction assembly; cell-cell adhesion. Gene Ontology annotation, molecular function: cadherin binding. Lineage: Eukaryota; Metazoa; Chordata; Mammalia; Afrosoricida; Chrysochloridae. The transcript has 17 exons. Gene Ontology annotation, cellular component: adherens junction; cytoplasm; nucleus.
AUGGAGGACUGCAACGUGCAGUCAGCAGCCAGCAUCCUGGCCUCAGUGAAGGAGCAAGAGGCACGCUUUGAGAGGCUGACGCGGGCACUGGAGCAGGAGCGGCGUCAUGUGGCUUUGCAGCUGGAGCGUGCCCAACAGCCCGGGAUGGGCAGUGGUGGCAUAGGCUGUGGGCAGCCCUUGCCGAUGGCCUGGCAACAGCUGGUCCUGCAGGAGCAAAGCCCAGGCAGCCAGGCCUCGCUGGCCACAAUGCCAGAGGCGCCCGAGGUUCUGGAGGAGACGGUGACAGUGGAGGAGGACCCUGGCACACCUACUUCCCAUGUGUCUAUUGUCACAUCUGAAGAUGGCACAACCCGGCGUACAGAGACAAAGGUCACCAAAACGGUUAAGACGGUGACCACACGGACAGUGCGCCAAGUGCCUGUGGGCCCAGAUGGUCUCCCACUGCUGGACAGUGGUCCCCCACUGGGCCCCUUUGCCGAUGGCCCCCUGGACCAGCAUUUCCUACUGCGUGCCAGUGGUCCUGCAGCCACGCUAUCCCGUGCCUACCUAGGUGGUGGGGCUGUCUUCCCUGAUGGCCCCGAGUCUCGGGAUGGACCCAGUUAUGGCAGCCUGUCCCGAGGGCUGGGUGGUCGACACCCCCGUGGUGGAUCCCUGGGCCCAGGCCCCUGCGAUGGUUGUUUUACACUACCUGGCCGUCGGGAGGCUUUUCCAGCAGGCCCUGAGCCCACAAUGCCUGGUGGUCGCUCCCUGCCUGAGCGCUUCCAGGCAGAGCCCUACGGUUUGGAGGACGACACACGCAGCCUAGCUGCAGAUGAUGAGGGUGGUCCUGAGCUAGAGCCCGACUACAGCACAGCCACACGGCGGAGGCCUGACUGUGGGAGAGGCCCUCACACCAGGCCCUACGAGGAUGUAGCAGAAGAUGCUGGUGAGCUGCUGGAUGAGCGGCCUGUGUUCCCAACAGUGACGGCGCCCCUGGCACAGCCUGAGCGGGGCAGCUUGGGCAGCCUGGACUGGGUGGUGCGGCGUUCACCUUCAGUCGACAGUGCCCGCAAGGAGCCGCGCUGGCGGGACCCCGAGCUGCCUGAGGUGCUGGCCAUGCUCCAGCAUCCCGUGGACCCCGUCAAGGCCAAUGCCGCCGCCUACUUGCAGCACCUGUGCUUUGAGAAUGAGGGCGUGAAGCGGCGUGUGCGGCAGCUGCGGGGACUACCACUGCUUGUGGCGCUUUUGGACCACCCAAGGGCAGAGGUCCGGCGCCGGGCUUGUGGGGCACUGCGCAACCUUUCCUAUGGCCGUGACACUGACAACAAGGCUGCCAUCCGGGACUGUGGCGGUGUACCUGCCCUAGUGCGUCUGCUGCGGGCUGCUCGGGAUAAUGAGGUCCGAGAACUGGUCACAGGAACACUCUGGAACCUGUCAUCCUACGAGCCCCUGAAGAUGAUCAUCAUUGACCAUGGCCUACAGACAUUGACUCACGAGGUCAUCGUGCCCCACUCAGGCUGGGAGCGAGAGCCCAACGAGGACUCAAAGCCUAGAGAUGCAGAGUGGACUACUGUCUUUAAGAACACAUCAGGCUGCUUGAGGAAUGUGAGCUCGGAUGGUGCUGAGGCCCGGCGGCGCCUCCGUGAGUGUGAAGGACUGGUGGAUGCGUUGCUGCACGCAUUGCAGUCGGCUGUGGGCAGGAAGGACACCGACAACAAGUCCGUGGAGAACUGCGUGUGCAUCGUGAGAAACCUGUCCUACCAUGUGCAUAAGGAGGUGCCUGGAGCUGACAGGUACCAGGAGGCCGAGCCAGGACCUCCAGGCAGUGCUGCAGGUUCUCAGCGCAGGAGGCGGGAUGACGCAGGCUGCUUCGGUGGCAAGAAGGCCAAAGAGGAAUGGUUCCAUCAAGGGAAAAAAGACAACGAGAUGGACCGGAACUUUGACACGCUAGAUCUGCCCAAGCGUACUGAGGCUGCCAAAGGCUUUGAGCUGCUGUACCAGCCUGAGGUGGUCCGUCUCUACCUCUCUCUCCUUACGGAGAGCCGGAACUUCAACACCCUGGAGGCUGCUGCUGGUGCCCUACAGAAUCUCAGUGCUGGCAGCUGGACGUGGGCCUCAUACAUCCGCGCCACUGUGCGCAAAGAACGUGGACUGCCUGUGCUUGUGGAGCUGCUGCAGUCUGAAACCGACAAGGUGGUACGCGCCGUGGCCAUCGCCCUGCGAAACCUCUCAUUGGAUCGGCGCAACAAGGACCUCAUUGGGAGCUACGCCAUGGCUGAACUAGUAAGGAAUGUGCGCAAUGCACAGGCGCCGGUGCGGCCUGGGGCCCACCUGGAGGAGGACACAGUGGUGGCCGUACUCAACACCAUCCAUGAGAUCGUUUCUGACAGCCCGGAUAAUGCGCGUUCACUGCUGCAGGCCCGUGGUGUGCCUGCUCUUGUGGCACUUGGAGCAACCAGCCAGUCUGUACGUGAGGCGAAGGCGGCAUCACAUGUGCUACAGACCGUGUGGAGCUACAAGGAGCUACGCGGUGCCUUACAGAAGGACGGCUGGACCAAGGCCCGCUUCCAGUCUGCUGCUGCCACCACCAAGGGACCCAAGGGGACACCAAGCCUGGGGGGCUUUGAUGACAGCACACUGCCACUGGUGGACAAGAGCAUCGAUGAUGAGAAGCCAGGGAGCAGAGACAUGAUCCCCAUGGAUGCCCUGGGUCCAGACAGGUAUUCCAUUGACCGGCCAGGUCGAAGGGCGAGGGGCAGUGAUCCUACAGGGGAAAGCUUCCAGAAGGAGCCUUUGAAACCCGACCCUGGCAGGAAGGCCCCUCCUCUCGGGCCCAGCAGGGCCACGGUCAGGCUGUUGGACGCCGUGGGGGACCCUAAGCCUCAGCCCGUUGACUCCUGGGUCUAG